GGAGGAGAGAGACGAAGGUACAAAGAGUUGUUCAGGUGAAGUCGUGCAGAAAUGCUGAGCAGAAUAAAGAAGACGAAGUUAAAUCCCAGACUGUAGCUGAAGACUUUCUGCAGCGUUUUGUUCAUUCUAAAAAAGAAGUGAUUGUGGGUGUGACAUAGUGUCUGGAUUAUGUGGAGGUUUGUCCUGACCGUGAGUCUGCUCUGCUGGAGGUCUGAGGGCACUGUGACCUGCAGAGACAACAACAAUGGUGCUGUGGAUUGGUACAUCAUCUACAAGGCACCGGCACUGCAGCAGCUGACUGGUUUGGAGUAUCUUUACAUUGACUCGACUGACAACAAUGUGAAAAUAAUGCAACCUUCCACACCUAACUAUAAGGGGAUCAACCAUCCUGAAGGAGUCCUGGGGCACACCCUUAAGCCCCUCUUUACUUCAAUCAGAUCGAUGUCACCAAACUUUGGGUUCAUCAGCUACAGUGAUCAGCCUCCAGGCUGCAGUGCUUCUGACAAAUUUGGCCACAGUAAAGGGGUCCUGAUGGCGGAUAAAACCGGCACAGGAGUCUGGCUCUUGCACAGCACACCACAGUUCCCCUUCAGAAGACACAAAGACCACUUCUGGCCUGAGAGUGGGGCAAGAAAUGCUCAGAUAUUUAUCUGUGUUACAUUCCCCUACAACCAGUUCAGACACAUUGGUAAUCACCUGCAGUACAUUGGAGCUUUCCCAUUUGAACACGAUCUUCCAGAGGACUUUCAUGGAGAACUUAGGGAUGCUGUUAACUGGAAACAAAGCCCCCCACCCAAUAAUUUCCAGCUACUAACCUCAAGUGCAUCAAACAUCUUUAAUAGCAUAGCCAAACAACAGUCACUACAGGCAAAAGUUGGAGAUCUUUACGUCACGAUUGCACAACUUGUUGGCAGUGAUCUGGACGUUCAGACCUGGGGCUGCCAGUCCGGUCGUUCCCGCUCCUACUGUAUACCACGCAUCGCGAAAGUGAUCAAUAUUAAGACUAUAAGAACUGGUCUGGGUGACUGGACUAGUAAAAAUGAUCACUCAAAGUGGUGUGUGGCUCAAAAUCAAAAUAAAGACUGGAUUUGUAUAGCUGAUAUGAACAGGGCGCCAACCCAGUACGAGAGGCGUGGGGGUGCGCUGUGCUUUCAGAAUGCAGCAGUAAAGAAGAUCUUCAAAAUUUUUACUGGGGCCACUGAGGAUUGUACGACUCCGAGCAUCAUGGACACCAUGGACACGGACUGUGAACCGGACUCCAUGUACUCUUCAUUGAUGGGAUAAAUAACCCCCCUUGAUCGCCUGUCUGACUCCAUGAUACAAUAAAACUGAUCAUUAGCUCCAUUAUCACUGUUAGCUUCAUACAUGAUGUGAAUGCUGCCAUCCUGUUUGUCUGUGCAGUAGUGGGCAGGAGGUGGAGCCUAUACACCCUCCUGAGCCAAUCAGGAGUGUUGUUGCUAUGGUUACACACUGAGCAUUGAUUCAGAACAAUGAAUGCUUAAUGAAGCUGUAACUGCUGCUGUUCACCUGUCAAUAAUGGAAUAUAAUGAGUGGUGUCCUCCUGCUACCAUCUGAACAUACUGUAGUUUUAGAGGAACCACUGCAUAACUGUGAUGUUGUGCAUCCAUGGCUUUGUGCAUCUCUUAAUCCUCCUGUGUAUGUACGGACUGUUGGUGUUUCAGAGAAUUUAAAAGGCUUUUACUGCUGAAGUAUAUGAGAGAAGACCACUGAAUCUUGAAUAAAAACAAAUCACUGCCUGACCAUCGUA
This is a messenger RNA of Scatophagus argus, 1768 nucleotides long. Its product is annotated as deoxyribonuclease-2-alpha-like. Gene Ontology annotation, biological process: apoptotic DNA fragmentation. Gene Ontology annotation, molecular function: deoxyribonuclease II activity. NCBI's taxonomy places the organism in Eukaryota, Metazoa, Chordata, Actinopteri, Scatophagidae. The coding region runs from base 169 to 1284 and encodes 371 amino acids. The transcript is spliced from 7 exons. The record is from RefSeq and is a predicted model, not a curated record.